GAAACCGUGGGUUAUGUUGUGGGGGGAAAAAUGUGAAAAGUGUGGAAAAAAGGGCGACUGUAGCAUUUGCAGAACAAAUGAACACCCCUAAAUCUGUUGAAUUAGGAGUAGAAAAGAAGUAUAGUUCUUCCAACGACAAAUCCCUAACUCUGUUGAAUUAG
Acaulospora colombiana is the source of this 161-nucleotide messenger RNA. The record is from the annotation of a GenBank genome assembly. NCBI's taxonomy places the organism in Eukaryota, Fungi, Glomeromycota, Glomeromycetes, Diversisporales, Acaulosporaceae.